Molecule: messenger RNA, 576 nt
Organism: Arachis stenosperma
Lineage: Eukaryota; Viridiplantae; Streptophyta; Magnoliopsida; Fabales; Fabaceae
Exons: 1
Coding region: 1-576 (191 amino acids)
Source: RefSeq, a predicted model, not a curated record
AUGGACAAUGACAAGGCUAACAGCAAGAAAGAUGAAGCCAGCAACAAUGAAGAAGACAAGCAAAAACCGGAGAAGCUCAAAGAAAAAGAGGAGCAGCCACAAGCUUCAAGGAAAGGGAAGCAAGUAAUGGAGGAAUCACCACAAGAACAGAGGAAGGAAGUGAAGACUUACACACCUCCUCUACCAUAUCCUCAAAGACUACAAAAAGAACUCAAGGAUCAACAAUUCCCUAAGUUCCUUGAGGUCUUUAAGAAGCUGGAGAAUAAUAUUCCCCUUGCUGAAGUGUUGGAGCAGAUGCCUCUAUAUGCCAAAUUCUUAAAAGAGCUUAUCAACAAAAAAAGAAGCUGGCAUGAGAAGGAAACCGUCAUGCUCACUGAAGAAUGUAGUGUUGUAAUUCAAAGGGGUAUUCCACCAAAGCUUAAAGAUCCAGGGAGUUUUGUAGUUUCAUGCACCAUAGGCAAGAUGACAUUAGAAAAAGCUCUCUGCGAUCUAGGUGCUAGUAUCAACUUGAUGCCGCUCUCAAUGAUGAGAAAGCUUGCCAUAGAAGAAAUCAAACUACCAGGAUGUCACUUGUAA